CACCCCACACUGGGGAUCAAGACCACAACCCGGGAAUGUGCCCUUGACCAAAAUCGAACCCGGGACCCUUCGGUCUGCAGGCAGAUGCUCUAUCCACUGAGCAAAACCGGCUAGGACACAUGUAUCCUCUGUGCUGAAUUGUUCACUCUUAAAUAAUUUACUGAAAAUAUAUUUAUGUUUUAUUCACAUUUUGUGACUGUACUUUGAUUUGAAAUUUAAAUUUCAGAAAAGAAAAAGUAGUGGUGCAAAUUGGAACAGAAUGCAUAUAUAUAUAUUUCCAGUUUCAGUAUGAAACAGAGAGGAGAUACUGGGUGUCAACUGGAGAGUGAUGUGGGCUAAGAGUGAUGGUUUGAUAAAGAUGAAACAUUAUAGCAUAUAAUGAGAUUAGGUCCAAUGGAUAAACAGAUGUUUCAGAUAUAAAACACAAAAGGGACAGUUGGAAUAGUUAAGUCCUUGAGAAACUGUUAAGGGAAGUAGACCCCACACACAAGCAGCAAAUUGGCCUUAGAUUGGAGUGCGGACAAUUUAUCUACCAGAGUCAGAGGAAAAUUUAGAUACAGGCGACUCAAGUGGUGUCUCCAUGUGAAAGUACUUUUGAUUGCUUUUAUUUCUCUCAAUAAAAUAUGAGGCACGAAGACAUUAGGAAAGUGAACUGACCAGCAAAAUGUAGGAAGAGGGAGAUACAUUUUGAGGUCAUGAAUGUGCCAUUCAUCAGCAUAAUUGUGGGUUUUUCUAUAGACACUUUGACUCUUUCAGGACAGACAUGAAGUGAGCACAAACAAAUAACAUACAACAGAUGAUACAUCAUAGCAUCAUUACCCGAGAGUCAUUUAUUCAUUCAAUAAGUAAUUGUAGUUAAUCUCUUUUUUAAAAAAAUGCUUUUACAAAGAGAUAAGAAAGAGAUAGAAACAUCAAUGAGAGGGAAAAAUCAACAUGGAUGGGCUCAUGCACGAUGUGGGCUGGGCAUUGUGCUUGAAACCAGGGCAUGUGUCCUGAUCCCGAAUCCAAUCAGCAACUCCUGGUGCAUAGGUUGACACUCAACCAAUGAGCGACCCUGGCCUGGCUAAUUCUUCUAUUCUUAAACUUGGAUGUACUAGUAUAAGGAUGAAAACAGAAGUGGGCAUUGAACAAAUGUAGGUCAUUUUCAAACACAGGGGAGACUUUGUGAUACCUAGUCUUCAAUUGGCAUUAUUAUAGGGUACUGAUAUGUCCGGGCCAUCCAGAGAAGGGUGUGUACCUGGAGUUACCAGCCAAUGUGCCCAUGAAAAUCACACAUAAGAGAAGGCUACUCUGUUGGCCUCUCCCAACACAUUUUUCGACAGUGUUAUAAAUAGAACUUGAGAGACUGAAUUUUGAUUAUGUUAAAAAAAAAAUUGGAGUAUUGUCCCUUGCCCCAUGAUCAUCAACCCAUUUAGGUCUACCCUGAGGCACAGGACAGCCACCCCCUGUCUUUUCUAACAGCCUGCCUGCAGAGAUGUGCAUAACACUAUAAAGCCUCAUUGAGAGAUCAAUAAGAUCUGAAUUUGAUGCACAUGUGUUACAGAGCAAGAGUUUUAGAAGAGGGGAAAUGGGCAAUGGAGUGUGCCCACCAAUGAUCUCCAAGCCCCCUGGUCUGGAACAUUAGUAGUUAGCUGAGCAACGGACACAGGAGGGGUGGAAGUUCCGUGUGGCACAGUUGAGGAAGGCACAGAGGUUUUGUUUCCUCUCCCAGGGUUUGGAGUCCUUCUUGGUAAUUACAUCACCAAAAUAUCAAAGGACUGUAGCCAAGGAUCACUGAAGCUAAUGCUAUGGAACGAAGCCACAGAAAGGACACUAUCUGAAGGAUAAGAGAGGUCAGAGAGACUAGAAAGGACACAGCCAGAGGUAGGCAAUACCCACCCUUUAUGCAGCCAGCCAACACCUGCAGCUAAUCCCAGUGCCUAACAGUCUGCAUGUCAAGGAGUGCUUCUGCUUAAGGACAAAGCCCUGCAUCAGCCACUGAUUCAGUGGGGCCAUGUCAGUGCCCACCUUCUCUACAGAGGAACCAAGUGGUUAUGUAUGAGACAAGCAGAGUGCUUCAGACCUGGGCUGCCCAAAUGAAGAGCUUGGCGCUGGUACUGGUGCCAGGAUCUUCACCUGUCAGGUUGGGGAUUGUGCUGGUGUUGGUACUGACUUUCCUGCCAAGCUUGUGCUGUGACCUGGGGUCAGUAUAUUAUUUGUCCUAUGAAAUAGUCAUCCCCAAGGCUCUGACAGUUGAGGGAAGGCAAGACACAAGGCAAAAGGCAUCUUAUGUGAUAUCUAUGCAGGGUGAAAAACAGGUGAUUCACCUGAAAGUGAAGACAGACUAUUUUAUCAAGAACUUUCCAGUCUUCAGCUACCACAAUGGCACCCUGGGACAAGAAAUGCCUUUCAUCUCACAUGACUGUCACUAUGAAGGCUACAUAGAAGGACUCCUGGGUUCUUUCGUUUCUGUCAACACCUGUUCAGGCCUCAGGGGCAUCCUGAUUAAGGAGGGAAAAUCCUAUGGCAUUGAGCCCAUGGACUCUUCAAGACGGUUUGAACAUGUGUUGUACACCAUGGCUCAUCAAUCACCAGUCUCCUGCAGUGUCACUUCCAAAGACAGCCCAGUGGUGUCCACCAGCCAACAACAAGGGAGCAGGAAGCCUGGCGGUCUACAGGAGCUGUCCUACUUGUGGUCACUCACCAAGUAUGUGGAGAUGUUUGUUGUGGUCAACAACCAGCGGUUCCAAAUGUGGGGCAGUAACGUCAAUGAGACGGUCCAGAGGGUGAUGCACAUCAUUGCCCUGGCCAACAGCUUCACUAGGGGAAUAAACACAGAGGUGGUGCUGGCUGGAAUGGAGAUUUGGACCGAGGGGGACCUCAUAGAGGUCCCAGUGGACCUGCAAGUUACACUCGGGAAUUUCAACAGCUGGAGACAAGAGAAGCUCCUCCAUCGUGUGAAGCAUGAUGUUGCCCACAUGAUUGUCGGACAGCAUCCUGCACAGGGUAUGGGACAGGCAUUUCUCAAUGGUGCCUGCUCAAGUGGGUUUGCAGCAGCUGUUGAAUCCUUCCAUCAUGAAGAUGUCCUGCUGUUUGCAGCGCUCAUGGUCCAUGAGCUUGGGCACAACUUGGGUAUUCGGCACGACCACUCAGCCUGCAUUUGUAAAGACAAACCCCUCUGCCUCAUGCGUGACAAUAUCACUAAAGAAAGUGGCUUCAGCAACUGUAGCUCUGACGACUUCUACCAGUUCCUCCAGGAACACAGAGGGGCCUGCCUAUUUAACAACCCUCAGCGGCACAAAGGCCGCUUGCGUAGGGAUUCCUACUGUGGAAACGGUGUGGUGGAGGGUGAGGAGCAGUGUGACUGUGGUUCUGCCUGUUACACUGACCCGUGCUGUGACCAAACAUGUAGCCUGAAGGGGAGUGCAGAAUGUAGUGAUGGACUCUGCUGUUUUGGUUGCCGACUGAAGAAUAAGGGAUUCAUGUGCCGUUCUGCUUUGGGAGAGUGUGACCUCCCAGAGUAUUGUGAUGGUACCUCUGCAGAGUGCCCCACAGACACCUAUAAGCAAGAUGGGACGUCAUGCGGUAGACUGCACUACUGUGUUGGGGGUCAAUGCAGGAACCCUGAUAACCAAUGCAUGGCUAUGUAUGGGGACACUGCACGGUCAGCCCCAGAAAACUGUUACAUUUCAAUGAACAGCAAAGGGGACCGGUUUGGAAACUGUGGCCAUCCCACCUCAGCAAUGUCAACAUAUGUUAAGUGCUUUGAUGAUAAUGUAUUUUGUGGGAAAAUUAUAUGUACAAAUAUUAGACGGGUCCCAUCCAUCAUCCCAUCCAUCAAACCCCAUCACACACUGAUCCAGAUUCCUUAUGAAGGUGACUUCUGCUGGAGCUUGGAUGUCUAUAACAUUACUGAUAUCCCUGAUGAGGGAGAUGUGCACUCUGGCACUGCUUGUGCCCCAAACAAAGUCUGCAUGAAUUACUCCUGCACUGAUCAUGCUGUGCUCAACUAUGACUGCAGACCAGCAGAAAUGUGCAAUGGGAGAGGAGUCUGUAACAAUGUAAGGCACUGCCACUGUGAGGCUGGCUUUGCACCCCCCGACUGCAGAACUCCAGGAAAUGGGGGUAGUGUGGACAGUGGUUCUCCUGGCAAAACAGAGGUUGAAAAUCCAAGUGAGGAUGAAAAGAACAGUUAUAGUGUUGAUCAUGAAAAUUUUGGCAAAGGUGGUGAGAAUAGAAAUGAAAAUGACAGCAAGGAUGUGUUAAUGAUUGUAUUCCCCUUUUUUAUUUUAGUAAUAUUUAUUUUUUGUUUGUGUAUCUUCUUUUACUGUUUUUUAUUUUUUGUAAUAUUUUUCGGUCUAAUUAUUGGUGUCCAUCUUGGGGCUGACCAGGAUUUUUUACAGAACUCACAAGUGGCCCCGAAAAGAAGAGAACACUUGCAUAAGAAGAGGACAACGACAUUAAGAGAGGAAGGGUCAACAACAGAAAAUGAGUAGUGAUAGGAAGAAGUCUUCUAUAGCAAGCACUCAGACACUUGGUGGAAGAGGCUCAGUAGAGUAAAUGUGAAGUGGGUAUUGACAGGCGAAGUGGCUCUGAUGGGGACUGUAAAGACUAUAGAAAUGUGCUAAUGUAAAGGAGGGAUUUUCCUCUAUCUUUUACUAAUUAUAUGUGUAUAAGUGAAUUAAUUUAUAAAACAUUUUACUAUAUUUUC
Molecule: messenger RNA, 4690 nt
Organism: Myotis myotis
Lineage: Eukaryota; Metazoa; Chordata; Mammalia; Chiroptera; Vespertilionidae
Product: disintegrin and metalloproteinase domain-containing protein 1a-like
Exons: 1
Coding region: 2034-4475 (813 amino acids)
Biological process (GO): binding of sperm to zona pellucida; male gonad development; proteolysis
Cellular component (GO): external side of plasma membrane; plasma membrane; sperm head plasma membrane
Molecular function (GO): metalloendopeptidase activity
Source: RefSeq, a predicted model, not a curated record